CACAGGGUUUGUAGGAGGGCCUGCCAGAGAGGACUCCUGGGAGAGAGCCCGGCCCCAGAACAAGGGACCAGGGCACCCAGCUCUAAGAAAGCAAGAGCCGCAGGAGCUGCAGCAAUCAGAAGCAGAGCUGGUGGGCCCCAUGGCUGGGGAGGCUGCGGAGAAGGGACCCUGGAGGAGUCCUGCUGUCCGGGAUGACUUGGAGCCCCUUGCCUGUCACACCUCCCAGCAGAGUCUCCAGGACAGCUUGUUCUCCUCUGAAAAUGACAACAGCCUGUACUUCACCUACAGAGGCCAGUCCAAUACCUUGGAGGUCCGAGACCUCACCUACCAGGUGGACAUGGCCUCCCAGGUGCCCUGGUAUGAGCAGCUGGCUCAGUUCAGGAUCCCUUGGAUGACCCACAAGAACCAAGAUUCCGCUGAGCAGGGCAUUCAGAACCUGAGCUUCCGAGUGCAAAGUGGGCAGAUGCUGGCCAUCAUCGGGAGCUCAGGCUGUGGGAGAGCCUCACUGCUAGACGUGAUCACUGGCCGCGACACCGGUGGCAAGAUGAGGGCAGGCCAAAUCUGGAUCAACGGGCAGCCCAGCACCCCCCGGCUGGUGAGGAAAUGUGUGGCCCACGUGCGCCAGCACGACCAGCUUCUCCCUCACCUCACCGUGCGGGAGACCCUGGCCUUCAUCGCCCAGCUGCGCCUCCCCAGGAGCUUCUCCCAGGCCCAGCGUGACAAAAGGGUGGAGGAGGUGAUCGCGGAGCUGCGUCUGCGGCAGUGCGCGGACACGCGUGUGGGCAACGCUUACGUGCGCGGGGUGUCAGGCGGCGAGCGCCGGCGGGUCAGCAUAGGGGUGCAGCUCCUGUGGAACCCGGGAAUCCUCAUCCUGGAUGAGCCCACCUCGGGGCUGGACAGUUUUACAGCCCACAACCUGGUGAAGACCUUGUCCCGGCUGGCCAAGGGCAACAGGCUGGUGCUCAUCUCCCUGCACCAGCCCCGGUCGGACAUCUUCAGGCUGUUCGACCUGGUCCUCCUCAUGACCUCGGGCACCACCGUCUACCUGGGGUCUGCACAGCACAUGGUCCAGUAUUUCACGAGCAUCGGCCACCCCUGCCCCCGCUACAGCAACCCUGCGGACUUCUACGUGGACUUAACCAGCAUUGACAGGCGCAGCCACGAGCUGGAAGUGGCCACCAGGGAGAAGGCUCAGUCCUUGGCGGCCUUGUUUCGAGAAAAAGUGCGUGGCUUCGAUGACUUUCUGUGGAAAGUGGAGCCCAGGGAGCUGGAUGUGGGCACCUGUGUGGCCAGCCCAGCCCUCCCCUGUGACAACUGCCAGACCCCCUCAGAGCCGCCAGGGGUGAUACAGCAGUUUACUGCCCUGAUCCGCCGUCAGAUUUCCAAUGAUUUCCGAGACCUGCCAACCCUCCUCAUUCACGGGGUAGAGGCCUGCUUGAUGUCCCUGAUUAUUGGGUUCCUCUACUAUGGACACGGGGACACCAAGCUCUCCUUCCAGGACACAACGGCCCUCUUGUUCAUGAUCGGUGGGCUCAUCCCUUUCAAUGUGAUCCUGGAUGUAGUCUCCAAAUGCCACUCGGAGCGGGCGAUGCUGUAUGCUGAACUCGAAGACGGGCUCUAUACCACGGGUCCCUAUUACUUUGCAAAGGUCCUCGGGGAGCUGCCAGAGCACUGUGCCUACGUCCUCAUCUACGGGAUGCCCAUCUACUGGCUGACCAACCUGCACCCGGCCCUCCUGCCCUUCCUGCUGCACUUCCUGCUGGUGUGGCUGGUGGUCUUCUGCGGCAGGGCCAUGGCCCUGGCGGCCUCCGCCCUGCUGCCCACCUUCCACAUGUCGUCCUUCUUCUGCAACGCCUUUUACAACGCCUUCUACCUCACCGGGGGCUUCAUGAUCAACCUGAAGAACCUGUGGACAGUGCCUUUGUGGGUCUCCAAUGUGUCCUUCCUCCGGUGGUGUUUCGCGGGGCUGAUGCAGAUCCAGUUUAACGGGCGCCUUCACGCCAUGCAGGUUGGAAACAUCACCUAUUUGGUCCCAGGAGAUAUGAUGAUCAGUGAGAUGGGUCUCAACUCCCACCCUCUCUACGCCAUCUACCUCAUUCUCAUCGGCAUCAGCGUGGGUUUCCUGCUCCUGUACUAUGUGUCCUUAAGGUUCAUCAAGCAGAAGUCAAGCCAAGACUGGUGAUUCGUGCUCAGCCUCUCCCAUUGGUGGGCCUCGGAGAAGACCCUUCAGCUGCACUCCCUUCCUCCCAAGGAGCCCCUCCCGGGGGCAGUGAAGGCACGCUCGGGCACUCAGCGACAUCCAGCCCCUGGUGCUGCAGUGGCACAGGUCAGCCACAGGAUGGCAGUAGAAUAAAGACAGUUGAAAAGGCUUUCUGCUCCCUGGCCAGAGCUCGUGAUUGCCAGUGAGAAAACCCACACUUGGUGCAGCCUACAAUGUUGCUAAUUUAUUUCCUUUGGGUGUACAGGCAACUCGGUGUAGGAUGAGAACGAAUGGGGUGUGAACUGAGUAGCUUGGCCCUGCAGGAGCUGUUAGAACCCAGAGAAAAUGAUAACCGACUAAAUGUUUAGCUUCAUCUGUACCAUACUUUAUCCUCUGUUUAGCCACUCUAGUAGCUAAAACAUACUAGUGAAUGCUGUUUCUUCUUUUUGUAUGGGAUCCAAAAUCCGACAUGAACAAUUAAAAAUUUAUUGAGCAUCUA
Molecule: messenger RNA, 2699 nt
Organism: Cavia porcellus (domestic guinea pig)
Lineage: Eukaryota; Metazoa; Chordata; Mammalia; Rodentia; Caviidae
Gene: Abcg8
Product: ATP binding cassette subfamily G member 8
Exons: 13
Coding region: 140-2182 (680 amino acids)
Biological process (GO): cholesterol homeostasis; cholesterol efflux; transmembrane transport
Cellular component (GO): plasma membrane; signaling receptor complex
Molecular function (GO): ATP hydrolysis activity; ABC-type transporter activity; ATP binding
Source: RefSeq, a predicted model, not a curated record